AGAAAAAAGCGUCCAACAACAACAAAGUACAAGUGAAAGAAGCCACCAAAUACUGGUUUUUUUAAACAACGAAAAAGCAAAAAAGAAAGAGGGAGAGAGAAAAAGUUGCUGCACGAGAAAUCUCUCCAUGUGUGCUUGUGUGUGCGAGAAAAGUAAAGUAAAGUGAAAAGCAAUGCUAUAAGGAAUUACAACUAAAAGGCAAAGCUUAUGUUGAUUGCUGUUACACUAAAUAACUGUUAAAGAAUAAAAGAAAUAACUCAAACAACGAAAAGGGAACGAGUGAAGGCCCCCCACGUGGGAGGAAUUGGCGAAGCAAAUAUUCAACUUUAAAGCAUUAGUCUUUUUCAAGGGCUCCACCACUCACUGGAGGCUACCACAAUGGACCCCAACAGACAUCACGAAUAUCAGACGCAUCAUCAGCAGGCGGUGCGCCAGUCAAUGCCACUGCACCACCAAACACAUCCACAUCCUCCGCAUCACCAGCAGCAGCAGCAGCUGCUGCACCACCCACCACCGCCGCCACAGCCACAGCAACAGCAACCUCAACACCACCUCCAACAGCAACAGCACCCGCAUCCCCAUCCGCGUGCCUCCACCACCAGCUAUGGGGCACAUCCUCCUCAUCCCGGAGGAGAGGAGCAGCGCUCCCGAACGGCCCUCUACAUGAUGAACAGCAGCGGAAAUCGAGGGACACAGGCUGGAGCACCCUCGCAACCUAUGCCCCCGGCAGGUGCUGCUGCUGCCACUGCCACAUCCUCAAGCGAUCCGCAUUUACAGUACUACACCUCCAAUCGGGAUCUGACGGCUGCCAAGAAGCUGCCACAGCAGCUAGAGCCGCUGGAGCCGCCACACCCCAUCUGGCCGUACAAGACGGGGCAAUCGGUGCCAUCUCCAGCACCGCCAGCGGCCUCGGGUCUGCGCCACCACCACGGGAAUCCCGCCAUGUACUCCACCAGCAGCCAGCAGCAGGCGACGCAGGCGCACAGCACGGCCUACUGGCCGCCACCGGACGAGCAGAUGCACCAUCAGCUGCCGCAGCAGCUGCAACAGCAACAGCAGCAUCAGAGGUACUCCUCCUACGGCCAGAAGCCACAGCCAGGAGGAGGCAUUGCCUCAGGAUACGGAGUAGAGUUUGGCCCAGGGCAACAGCCAGGAGCACAACAGAUUAGUGGUCGGCCCCACCCCGGCUAUGCCCCACAGCCCGGGUACGGGACACAACCCGGAUACGGCCCACAGCCUGGAGUGGGAGGACAGCCCGACAGCAGAUUUGGGACUCAUACGGAGACUGGCGGCUAUGGCACACAGCCAGGCGUGGGCGGCAAGGCGGGGGGAUAUGGGGGAGCCAGCAUCAGCAGUCCGCACCCGUCCACGCCCACACCGCCCACUGCCACAUCGACCCCCCAGUCGCACCACCAGAGCCUGUACAUGCCGAUGCCGCAGUUUAGCACGGAAAAGUUCCAGACGACGGUCCACAAUGCCAUCGAGAGGUAUGUGCGGGAGACGCCAGCUCCCAGCUUGGAUUAUCCCGCUUCUCGGGGGAUAGCAGCAGCGGGUUUAGGAGCGGGAGGAGGAGGAGCAGGAUUGGGUGGGGGAGGGGGAGGAACAGUCUCCGCCUAUGGAAGAGCCACUGGUUAUGGGUAUGCCAAGGUCUCCUCCUCCAAGGUUCCUUCUGCCACCUCGUCCACGAGCUACGUGAAGCUCGAACCGGAAAAUGCUCUGGCCGGGUCCCUGCCGCAGCCCAAACGAUCCUCGCUGUACCACAAUCCGUACAACACAGCGCCGCAGCCACCGCCGCUGCUGCCACCACCGCCGCUUUCCGAGGCGCCGCAGCGACAGCGGGACUCCUCGCCGGCAAUGGCUGCCGUGGCCACGCCCCCACAUGGAUAUCCCACCAAAUACGGGAAACUCCUGCAGCAGCAUGGCACGGGAGCGGUACCGGGAACAGGAACAGGAAGUGGAACUGGAACUGGAACGGGUGCCACGCCGUACUCCACGUACUACCACCACGGACACCACGGGACACCUUCGCCCGCGGCAGGCGCCGUGGCCUCUCCCACUCCUCCCGCCCCGCCGCCUCCACUUGCCAGCCAGCUGUCAUCCGCCUCCGCCUCCGCCUCCUCCUCCAGCAGCAGCACCACGCUGCAGGUGUACCCCCACGGACCGGACAUCUGUUACCAGCCGGUGCCGGUGGCAGCAGCCCAAACCCAGAGUCAGGGACAAGGUCAGGGAAAUGCAACGACUGCUGCCAAGAAGUCACCGGCUGUGUCGAAACCCAAUUACCGGGCGCUGAUCAACGACAUGCUGAAGCGGAACACCGCCAGCGAGCAGGAGCUCAAUCUGCAGAUCAUCAAGAAGACCCUCAACAUGGAGCCGCCGCCACGAAACCAUGUCCAUGUCCUGCCAGCGGCCACAAGAGUCAUCCAACAGGUGGCACCGCCUGCACCAGUACCUGCUGCAGCGCCAGCACCUGCGCUCUACUCCCCCCUGGAUCUGUCCAUGCGAACGGUGAAGCAGACGGCAGACUCGACGGAAUACAAGUACCAGCGUCCUCAGCAUCAGACCCCAACAACGACGACGACGGAGUACAAGGCUGUCCAACAGCCGCACCUGGUGGUAGGAGGAGGAGGAUUGGGUCUACCGAGGUUCGACAUCACAGCGAGCUUCUCGGCAGCAGCGAGCCGGGGAACGGGAACGCCAGCGAGUCCCGCGCCAACGGCUGUGAUACGACAGGCCCCUGCCACAACAGUUCCUCAUCUGCCACCUGUGGCUGCCCCUUUGGCUGCUGCUGCACCAGCUCCUGCUUUGGUGAUCAAAUCCCUGCAGCAGAUGCGUCCCAGUGUGCUGGAGACGAAUCCAUAUGCCAAGCGGCAUAAGCAGCCGCACCAAAAACUGCCCCCCGAAACGAGCAUCGUUCAGGUGCUGCCCAAAUCCCUGCCGCAACUGAUGGAACUCACGCCUGCACCUUCUCCAUCGCCCUCGCAGUCGCCAUCGCCCAGCCCCCAGCACCAGCACCAGCACAACAGCAGCAAUCCCAACUAUCUGGGCAGGAAGCGGCAUCUGCAGGAGUACAAUCAGGCGGCGGCCAAACAGGCGCGUCUGGAUGCAGCCAUGGAGGCGGCAGUGUCCGCUCCAGUGCCGGUGAUAGCCGUCAAUGAGCAGGCGCUGGCCGCCAAAAGAGAGAGGGAGCGGGAGCGGGAGAGAGAACUGCAGCCCGAACCGAGCACAACCUCCGCCCCGACCACCUCCAUGUCCUUGUCUAUGGCUGUGCCCAAAGCGGAGCCACGCAUCCGUACAAAGGCAGAGCUGAAGGGAUUCACGUUUACGCCGCCCGUGCUGGUCACCUCAACGACGUCUGCCACUAAUUCAGUAUCAGUAGCCCCUCCAGCUGCCAUCCUGCCGCCUCCUCCUGCAGUCACAGUUGCACGGCCGCCACCGAGCCAUCAGGUGACGAACCACAUACAAAUCAAGCUGGAACCGGCUCCACCCCAGGCGACAAACCAUCCAGGAGCAGGAGGCGGAGUAACAGGAGCAGAUCUCGGCCUACUCGAGGAGGAUCUGGGCUUCAAGGGAAGCCUGCUGGACUGCUGGGGCAGCACCUGCAACAACCUGGUGGAGCAACUGCUCAACAAAGCCCAACCAACGGUGAUGCCCGCAUGCUCCAGCAGCAGCAUCAAGCUGGAGCUCAGCGAAGAUGAUCUCCCCGUGGCACGGAUCCUCAAGCGGCAGCCACCAGCCGCAGCAGCAGAUGGGGAAUCAGCGGCCACCACAACCACCCAAGUGACGACGACCACAAAUGGCAUCUGCUCCUCGUUGGGAAAUGGCGGGGCAGCGCAGAAGAAGCUGAGCAAAGUUGAGCGGGAGAAGAAGCGGCUGCAGCAGGAGCAAAGGAUAGCGGCCAGGCUGGCGCCCAAGGCGGGACAGAGCAGCUCCUCGGAGAGCGACACCACAGAGCUGCACAGACGGACAACCGAGCGGCAGAAGAAGCCGCUCCUCAUGCGGAAGGGCCGUGCCAGGCAGAGGUCCCUGGGUGGCCAGACGGGCAAGAGCAGCCAGCAGACGGGCCAAAGCACGGCCGAGGAAGCAGCCGCAGUAGCGGCAGCAGCGGAAAAGGGUGGCAGCCAGCCCUCCACCAGCGAGGAGAGAGCGUCCAAGAAGGAGUCUGUAAAGCGGGAGUCAGUGCCGCCUCCGCCAUCUGCCUCCAACAAAGUGCAGCACGAGGGGACGGCAAAGGCCAAGGGAAAGGCCAAGCAGCAGCAGAGUCUGGAGAACACCAGUGCCAGCGACGACGGGGAGGAGGAGCAGGAGGAGGAGGUGGAUGAAGAAGAGGAUGAGGAGGAGGAGGAGGCGAAGAAGGAGAAAUCAGGCAAGACUCUGCAUCACAGAAAACAGCAGCAGCAGUCGAAUCCCCCCCUCAAGCACCGCAUCCUGAACACGAUGACCCGCUCGAAGCAUCGCAAGGAACUGGAGCUGCAGCUGGCCAACAGUAAAGUGCUCCGAAACGACAAGAUAAUCCGCAACUCCACAACCAAGAUAAAGCGGAAGUACGUGCGCAAGGUGGUGGACAGCAAGAAGGAGAUGAUGGUCACGCGACUGCGCAACAAGCGCGGCCUGGAUGCCAUGGACUCCAACUGCAGCCAGCAGAAUGGCCGCACCAAGCUCAAGGGGAAGCAGCUGCAGUCUACAGGAGGUCCUACCAAGAGUAAGACCUCGCCACAGCAGCAGCUGUACCUGGAGGAGUAUCGCUACAAGGUGGCCCUGAAGAUACCCCAUCGCCUGAUAUCCAUCAACAAACUGAACAAGGUGGCCGCCUCCCUGCCUGAUCUGGAGCGGAGGGACAUUGGCCAGGAGCUGGCAUGCUUCAAGAGCCGUGCCGGCGGGGGCAGACCCCGUACAAAGGCCGCUAGCAAGCAGCAUCAGGAGAACACGCCCAAGUCUAUAAUUGAUGUACUCCACCUGCGCGUGACGAAUGGCACCAGCGGCAGCAGCAGCGGACGGAAGACCACGGUCUCCGUGUCAGCCCCGGCCUCCACCAACCUGCACCUGCACAGCGAGACUUCGCAGACCUCCGCCUCGAAUUCCUUGUACGAGCAGCCGCAGCAGCAGGAGCCACCGCCGCCGCCGCCAGCCAACGCCGAGACGACAAGCAGCUGCCUGGACGAUCCCAGCCGGCGGCACUUUAGCAUCUUCGACACCAAGGUCUUGCAGAGCAAGACCCGCACCGAGUCGAAGCUCCAGCAGCGGCGCGAGAUCAUACGCGAGAUAUUUGUGGGUCCCGAGAGGCCCGCCUCGGCCCCGCCAGAGUGCGUCCAAGAGGCGGGUGGCGGAGCCGACAACGAGGAGGAGGCGGCCAUCAGCUACCAGAAGUACGAGGAGUUUCUCGACCAAAUGAACAGCAUUGUGAGCGCCAACGACAACAAGCUGCUGGCCCGCAGGACACUCGUCGAGGACAAGCAGCCCUCCGCCACUCAGUGUACGCACAAGCGGAAGUAUCUGCGUCGCAAGGGCAGCUCCGGCUUCGACUACAUACGCAAGAAGAAGCGACCGACGCCGGCCUCCAGUCACCAGAACCAGCAGAGCCACAACCAAUCCGCCGGCCACACCCAUGUCACAUCCAAUCAGCAUGUCCUCUCCGAGCAGAAUCAGAGUGCGGCCGAUGAGCGACUGGACGACACCGACAGCACCAUUGCGGGCAGCUCCCAUCUGCCGGCGAAGAUAAAGACCGAGAUGGAUGUCCUGCGCGAGAUCCAGAAGUGGGUCCUCAACAAGGGCGUGGGCCAGAGCACGAUGCACAAGGCCGCCCGCCAGGGGCUGAUCGAUGUAGUGGUCUACUGCCUGGAUCGCAUGCACAUGAAUCCCGACCAGAAAGACAACGCUGGGUACACGCCACUGCACGAAGCCUGCACUCAGGGCUGGCUGGAGAUUGCCCGGAUACUGCUCCAGUUCGGGGCCAAUCACUCGGAGGCGGCCCAGUCGGGCAUCCGUCCGCUCCACGGAGCCAUUGAGAACGAUCACGAGGAGGUGGUGCGACUGCUGCUCUCCUACGGAGCCGACCCGUUGCUGGCAACGUACUCAGGUCAAACUCCGCUGGCGUUAGCUUCAAGCAAGCUGAUGAGUGGCAUUCUGAGCGAGCACCUCAGCGAUGCACAAAGUGCCGCCGCUGACAUUCAUCCAAUUCGAUUCCAAGGACCAUGGGACAUCUUUGAUGCUAAGGAAUAUGGUUAUGAUAUAUUCGAUAAUGUACCGAACACAGCUUGUGAUAAGAGCAGAGCUCGACGUAGAGAAAGGAAAGAGGUGAAUCAGAAGCAGAUGCAGCAGCAGAAGCAGAAUUUGUUCAGCAACGGUAAUGGAAAUGUACUGUUAGCAGCCAAGAAGGAAGCGCAGCAGGAGGAGCCGGAGAAGAAGGUGGAGACAACGAUAAGGCAGAAUGGGGAGACAAGUGCAACAAAGACUGGAAUACAUGUGUCAGCAGCAGCUACAACAAAAGCGAUGAUGGUGAAAGUGGAGCCAGGAACCGAAGAGGAGGAGCAUCAGCAGCAGCAGGAGGAGGAUAGCAAUAACAAUAAGAACAACAACGAGGAGGAGCUGAAUGUAAAUGUUGAGAAUAAUUUAGUAACAAGCGUUGUGACUGUUAAGAAUGAAGUGAAGACGGAACUGGAUGUGGAUAUGGAUGUGGAUAUAAAUAUGGAUAGGGAGAGGGAACGAGAACGAGAACGGAAUAGACUUGAUGACGAGGAUCUGGCGGACAGCGAGACAAUGGAUGUAGACGAAUUGAAUGGUGAUAUUUUUGAAUUUGAAGAGGCCGACGUGCCCCUACCACCACUGUACUUGCUCAAAGAUGAGGGCAGUGACAAAUGGGUACUACUGAACGAUUUGUGCAAUUUACUUAAAGUUAAAUCAAAGGAUACGCUUCUCAACAAGCUCUGUCCGAGCAGCAACAACAACAACAACAACAUUGCGUUGCCCAACACCCAGAAGCAGUUGCUGCGGGAGUUCAAGAUCGAUGAUUUCCUGGAGAAGGCUACCUGCUUGCAGCUCCUGUGCGCCGGCGAGAAGCUGAACAUGUUCAGCUCAUCGAAGGUGGUGCUCAUCAAAUACAACGACAGUGUCAAGAACUUGUUGGGCGUGAAGACAAUUUUAAUGAAAUUUUAAAGAGAUAUAUGUACAUGCAUGUUCUGCAUAUUUAGCAACCAGAACGAGAUGAAGGGAACCCCCUAGAUAAUUGAUGAACAGAGAGAUACACCCUAGUACUAAUGUGCAAACAGAGAGCAAACCAAUUUGAAGGAAACAGAAACUAUUAGUACGAAUAUAAUUGUAUCGAAAUUUAGAUACGAUAAAUACGGUAUAUAUUUUAGCUAUUAGCUAGUUUUUACCACACACACGUCUUUGUCUUUGGAAGAUGGAAGAUCUUUUUUAAAGAAAAUUAAAUUAGAGCUAAUGCAAAGUGAUACAAAGGUGCUAUACACACUCAAAACGAAGAAAAACGAAAAUGGGUAAAAUGCAAAAUUCGAUGCAAAUCGAAAAAUAGAGGAGAGGGAAAUAGAGAGCGGGAGAAACAGAGAAUAUUGAUGAAAUCUGGAAUCUAUUGCAAAUUAGAGAGUCUAAUAAACCGAGGGAAAGAUAGAAAUUGGAAUGAUAUGUAAUGCUGUAAAAGAAUCGACAGACAGAGACACAAACAACAAAAAAUGUAUGCCAGCCAAGCAGCUAAAGAAAAUUAAUAUAUGUAUUGUAUAUUAAAUAUCUAGGGAUAAUGUGUAAUCUAUGGUUUUAAAACAAGCAAAAACAAAUUAGCAAAAGUAUAGGCGUAAUUCUUAAGAGAUAAAUUGUACUCAGAUUAGAGAGAAGAGUGUAUUUAUGUAUUGUGUAUUUUUAAACGAAAUUAUUAACAUAACGUACAGAAUAGAAUAUAUUGUAUAUAUCAGACUAUAAUGUAAAUCAAUUCAGAUAGAUUUGUAAUUUUCUAUGUAUGUAUGUAAUUGUCAUGCGUAAGUUUUGUGCAACCAUAAAACAGACUAAAACCAUAAAACAAAAACUAAAACAGAAAAAUAUAUGAAAUGUGAACUUU
Drosophila subobscura is the source of this 8062-nucleotide messenger RNA. RefSeq names its product trithorax group protein osa. NCBI's taxonomy places the organism in Eukaryota, Metazoa, Arthropoda, Insecta, Diptera, Drosophilidae. Gene Ontology annotation, molecular function: transcription corepressor activity; protein binding. Gene Ontology annotation, biological process: negative regulation of transcription by RNA polymerase II. Bases 379 to 7149 code for a protein of 2256 amino acids. The record is from RefSeq and is a predicted model, not a curated record. Gene Ontology annotation, cellular component: nucleus. The transcript is spliced from 5 exons.